AUGGACAGCGAAGAUUUUCAGCUGGGUGACGCUGUUGCCAUUGAAGGCACCGCAUCUCCCGCCGCCUGCAAAAAGUGGGUGGUGAUUGGCUCCUAUCCAAACCGGACAUACACCGUCCAUUGCGCCGGCAAUGAGACCCUGAUUCGACAAGUGGACAGGCAGGCCCUCCAAAAUCUGCGUAGUUCCCAAAAUUAG
Messenger RNA from Symbiodinium pilosum, 195 nucleotides. NCBI's taxonomy places the organism in Eukaryota, Dinophyceae, Suessiales, Symbiodiniaceae. The record is from the annotation of a GenBank genome assembly.